Xyrauchen texanus (razorback sucker) is the source of this 2205-nucleotide messenger RNA. RefSeq names its product oligodendrocyte-myelin glycoprotein-like. The record is from RefSeq and is a predicted model, not a curated record. Gene Ontology annotation, biological process: neuron projection regeneration. The transcript is spliced from 2 exons. Bases 209 to 1456 code for a protein of 415 amino acids. NCBI's taxonomy places the organism in Eukaryota, Metazoa, Chordata, Actinopteri, Cypriniformes, Catostomidae. Gene Ontology annotation, molecular function: protein binding.
GGGACCUGCACAGAGAUACACAGGAUCUGGAUUUUACUGCAGUAAAAGCCAGGAAACAGAACAACCACAGAAAAACCAGGUAGAACUGCACUGAUCUGCAGAAUAAAGAAGAAAGAAAGAGGUGAGAAAUGUGGAGACAUUAAACAACAGAAAAAGGCCAGGAAAAAAGGAGCUCAGAGUCACCCCAAGGAAAAGGAACACCCUGAAGAUGCAUUUGUCUGCUGUGCUGCUCAGCCUACUCUUACUGCAGUUUAUCUGUACAGAAGUAUACACAGAAUGUCCCACUAUUUGCUCGUGUAGUGAGAGCCAACGGACUGUUGACUGUUCCUGGAGGGGUCUUAGACACCUACCAGUGGGCCUGCAGAGAAACAUUCAGUCCCUCAACUUGACCCACAAUCGGCUAUCUGAUCUGGACCACCACCUAAGCUCCUUCACACACCUGCGCAUCCUGGACAUUUCCUACAACCGACUGCUUCACUUACCAGCCUCACUGCCUCGGGCGUUGUGGGAAAUCAAUGUAUCGGGGAACCGUCUGCGUGUACUAAACAAGGAUGACACAGCAUACCAGUGGAACCUCAGAGUUCUGGACCUGUCCAUCAACAAGUUGGAGCGUGUGGUUUUUAUCAACAACACGCUCCCUAACCUGAAGGCUCUCAAUCUCAGCCACAACAAGUUCUGGACAGUACCCACCAACAUGCCCCAAAACCUGAAUGUGGUGGAUCUAUCCCACAACAUUCUGGCUCAGAUUCUGCCGGGGUCGUUGAUUCGGCUAUCCAGGUUGACGCAAUUCUACCUACACGCAAAUCGCUUCACCACUGUCAGUGAAGGAGUGUUCGAGCAUCUGCAAGGUCUGAAGCUCAUCACUCUAGGAGACAACCCCUGGGCUUGCGAAGAAUCGGCCAAUAUCAGCCACCUGUUGGUGUGGACCAAGCACACUUCUGCCAGAGUUUUGGGCUGCCCCUGCCACACCUGGCACACCUGUGGGGAAGCUCACCUCUCUAGUACCAAGAGCUGGCACUUUGGCACGUACACAUUGUUACCAUAUAUCUUUGGAACCAAGGAGCCAAACUAUCCAUCCAUACAAGCAGUCCCCACACACUUCUGGUCCAAGACAUCACUCCUAAACACACAUCACACUGGGGAUGACCAAACGGCCUCCUAUAGCCCAGAAGAGCAUGAAUCCUUCAGGCACAAUCUCUUCUUUACCUCGACAUCAAAGGUUCCUUAUCCAGACAUCCAUACAACUACAGAAGGCCCAGUCAGGACAGGAGACUUUUUCACCACCAAUGAGAUCAUGAUCUCCACCACACGUAGGACCACCACUCUCCGAACCCGGAGCGUGAAGAGGGCCAAUCAGAACCUUGGUAGAAGCACAAGCUCAGAACGAGUGUCUGGCUUGUUCUACACAACAAUGUCCAGUACUCUCCUCCUAAUGGCCAUGAUGCAAGGUCUCUGAGGGGUCCAACAAAGUCAAAGGGUCCUUCUUCAAAACUGCUUCAUCUAAAUUUUCAAAGACACUUAAAAAGGAUAACUGUUUAGAAGAAUAUUCUCUGAAUUUUCUGUUAUUAGCAGGGUUCCCACAUUUAAUGAAUGAUUUUUUCAGAUGCUUAUGAUUACUGGAUAAGAAUUUUAAAAAUAAUAAUAAUUUUAUAGAGCCUGCACUCACAAAAGAGCAAUUUCUAUCUGAUACAAUACUUUAGAGUGGAGCAUAACUAGUAGAAAAUUUUACUUUAGAAUUUUCAAUUACUUUUCCAUUACUUUUCAUGACUCUACUUGAUGACUUUUCCAGGCCUGGAAAUCUAAAUUUUAAAGUGAUUUUCCAUGACCGUGGGAACCCUAUAUUAGUCUCGCUAACAUCUCAUACGACAUAAAAUACACAAGAAUAGUCUCACAGUAUAAGCUGGUUGAUAUGUUUAAAUGACAAGGGUGCCACAUCAUUUCAGAUUAGCAAAAUUUAUGUUUCUUUAAAAAUUAUUCUCUUUCUAUUCUAUUUAAAUGCAUAUGUCUUUGUUGUUUCUCCCAUAAAAUGUUAAUAAAACAUUUAAAAAAUAAAAUAAGUGAACAAAUUCUGUUAAUGUUAUGUGGACAAACUUUAAUUUCACAAUCUUUAAAGGAAAAAUGCCUUAGCUACCAAACAAGGAGUCAAGAGAUGUCCAGUGUGUUAUAACGGAGUACUUUUGAAUGCCUAAUUGUGUUAAGUAGUUG